AUGACACUUCCCUUUGUACCAUCUCUAGCCUGGGCCGAAAAAAAACAUUCCAAUUUCUCUGCUGCGAUUUCACUUUCAAAAAACAAAUUACGGCUGCGCAAGGUAAAUAAACAAUCAAGGAACAGGUGGAGUGCAGCAGGCGCAGGCUAUCAAAUUUCCCAGUUACGAAAACAAAUGGCGCAGGAAAGCAGUGCAGCGGAUGUGGGGGACUCAAGUCCAGCGUCCUUGAAAAUUGUGCCAAAGAGCUAUGAGUACCCGCUCCUGGAGGAUCCGCAUGCCAUCCUGUCCCCGCCCACCGAGGGCGGAGAGACCCUAGCAAACCGCGGAGGCUUCACCUACUUCCACUACGGCUGCGAUGGGCACCAGGAUGCGGGCUGGGGCUGUGGUUACCGCACACUGCAAACGGCCGUUUCCUGGAUUCACCGACGACGAGGCUGCGAUGACCAUGUGCCCUCCAUCCGGGAGAUCCAGGAGAUCCUCGUGGAGCUGGGCGACAAGGGACCCAAGUUCCAGGGCUCCCGCGACUGGAUCGGCACGCUUGAGGAGUUCUACGUGAUCGAUGUGCUGCACCAGGUGCCCUGCAAGAUCCUGCACGCCACGGAGCUCAGCUCGCCGGAGAUCCUUGGCCAGAUUCGCGGCUACUUCGAGAAGUACCAUGGCUUCAUAGCCAUGGGCGGACUGAGCGACACAUCCUCCAAAGCCAUCACGGGCUAUCAUCGCAGUGCCGAGGACCGCGUCUUCUUGCAGGUGGUGGAUCCCCAUUUCGUGGGCGUGCCCAGCUCCGGCCAGCAAUUGAUCGAUCAGGGCUUCGUCCGCUGGGUGCCAGUCGACGAGUUCCCCGCCAGCACGUACAAUCUCUGCCUGAUUCUGCAGCCAUAGAUGCAACUCUCCCGUACUUAUUUCGACAAUAAAACCCGCUCAGCACCUUGAUUACCCAUUA
Drosophila biarmipes is the source of this 940-nucleotide messenger RNA. RefSeq names its product probable Ufm1-specific protease 1 (gene Ufsp1). Bases 1 to 879 code for a protein of 292 amino acids. The transcript has 2 exons. The record is from RefSeq and is a predicted model, not a curated record. Lineage: Eukaryota; Metazoa; Arthropoda; Insecta; Diptera; Drosophilidae.